AUGAGCGAAUCAGACAGCAACAGGGAUGACAAUCUUCCCAGCAGACAGGAUACCACAUUCGAUGGGAUAUCUGAUCCGACUGGCGAACACGAGUACUCAACGGGCACCAAAUUCUGGCUGCUCAUGCUCACCCUGGCUGCGGUCCUCAUUCUUAUCAGCAUCGACAUGAACAUUGUUGCCACAGCCGUUCCCAGUAUAACCGACCAUUUCCACACCAUUGCCGAUGUGGGCUGGUAUUCUUCCGCCUUCCGGCUCUGCCAGUGCGCCUUCCAGUUUGUUUUUGGUAGAGCGUACCAGCUCUUUUCAAUCAAGCGUGUUUUCUUACUCGCCAAUGCCAUCUCGAUAGUAGGCUCGCUGUUCUGCGGUGCGGCUGCGACAUCGCUCAUGCUUAUCGUGGGGAGGGCAGUCGCCGGCCUCGGCACGGCGGGCUUACUGGCUGGAUGCUUCAUGAUCCUCGUCCACUCCACACCUCUCCACAGACGGCCCAUGUUCACAGGGAUAAUGAGCGCCAUUGAAGGACUGGCCACGCUCUCCGCACCCCUCCUCGGUGGAGCGAUCGUGCAAUCCCUCGGCUGGCGCUGGUGCUUUUACCUCAACGCGCCCAUCGGCGCCGUUACCCUGAUCUUGACGAUGUGCUGCUUCUCCGACCCGCCCAACCCCGACCACACCACCCAUCUUACCUUCAAACAAAAGCUCUCCCAGCUCGACCUUCUCAGCAACCUCCUCUUCAUCCCCGCCCUGGCCAGCCUCUUUCUGGCCUUCUCCUGGGCCGGAGCCAAGUACCCCUGGUCUAGCGGCCCCGUCAUCGGACCCCUUGUCGCCUUUACCGUCUUGAUGGGCGGCUUCAUCUACAACCAACACCGCCAGGGCGACACGGCCGCCCUCCCCCUCCGCAUCCUCAAACACCGCAGCAUCAUCGCCGGCAGCACCUUCAUCAUGUGCGGCAACAGCACCGGCAACGUCCUCGAAUACUACCUGCCCACCUACUAUCAAGUCGUACGGGGCUACACCCCGGCCCAGAGCGGGUACAUGAUGCUGCCCAUCAUCAUCGCAGGCACCAUCGGCGCCUUGGUCCACGGCUUCGGCACCAGCGUCUUUGGCUACUACGCCCCAUUCAUGCUGAUCGCCUCGAUCAUCAUGCCCGUCGCGGCAGGGCUGAUCACCACCUUCGACUUCAGCACCACCCUCGCGCAGCUGAUCAUUUACACUGGUUUUUCGGGUCUGGGAUACGGGAUCGGAUUCUCGGGCCCGCAGAACGCCGUGCAGACCGUUCUCCCGGCGGAGGAUAUCCCGCUGGGCACGUCGGUGAUGCUGUUCGCGCAGUCGUUCGGGCCGGCGGUCGCGGUGGCGAUCGCGCAGGUGCUGUUCGUGAAUCAGCUGUCGCGGAACUUGGGGGAGGUGGUGCCCGGGCUGAGUGCGGCGGAGGUGGAUCGCAUGGGGCUGACGCAGAUCGUGACGGGGCUGGCGUCAGACAAAGCGGCGGAGGCGCGCGGGGCGAUCGAUCGGAGUAUUGUCCAGACGUGGUAUCUGGUCGUUGGGCUGGCGUGUGCGACGGUGGUGGGGAGUUUGGGGAUUGAGUGGCGGUCGGUGAAGGCGAGGCGCGGGUAG
This is a messenger RNA of Aspergillus aculeatinus CBS 121060, 1608 nucleotides long. Its product is annotated as MDR family MFS transporter. The transcript has a single exon. Gene Ontology annotation, biological process: transmembrane transport. NCBI's taxonomy places the organism in Eukaryota, Fungi, Ascomycota, Eurotiomycetes, Eurotiales, Aspergillaceae. The record is from RefSeq and is a predicted model, not a curated record. Gene Ontology annotation, molecular function: transmembrane transporter activity. The coding region runs from base 1 to 1608 and encodes 535 amino acids.